UACAUGUAAAGCGUCUUACGUAAAGUGUCUCUUAUCUUAUUCACUAAAUUAUGCUAUUCUCCACAAAAGAGAUGUUCAACGUGGCAGUUAUUUUGCUUUCGAUAUUUUCCUUUUAUUUGGUUGAUUCAAGUGAAUCUUCAAGAAAAAGGUUACUAUUGCAUUCACAAGAAGAUCUUGUUCAAAGGCUUAUUAAAGUGGAAGCUGAGCUUGAGGGUCUUAAGAAUACUUCGAAACAAACAGGAAGUGGUUCUACAUAUGUGAGAUGGGGAAGAAACACAUGUCCUGCCGACAAUGAACUUGUCUAUACUGGAUACACUGCUGGGAGAAAGUACGCCCGCACUGGAAGUGGCACAACUAAUUUAUGUCUUCCCGAUGACCCCAAAUGGGCAAAUUAUGUGGAUGGUAAUGGUGGAUGUUGCCGUGCGCAUAUAUACGGCGCUGAAAUAGACGUAGAAGAACCGAAUCAUAUUUUUCCAUAUGCAGUUAAUAACCAAGACAUACCCUGUGUCGUCUGCAAAUCUCCACGUUCGAUUUCCCUUAUGAUUCCGGCAAGAAAGAAAUGCUAUCCUGGCUGGACAAUUGAGUAUUGGGGGUAUCUUAUGGCUGGUAGGUUUAAUACACCUGGGGGUCAUGAUCAUAUAUGUGUAGAUACAAAACCAGAGUUUAAUCAACAUGGCGGUACAGAUGAUAAUGAACAUAUAUUGUACCCUGUGGAAGCUCAGUGUGGUUCCCUGCCUUGUCCACCAUACGUGCAAGGAAGGGAACUACCGUGUGCAGUUUGUUCUAAAUGAUUUAUAAUUUAUCUUUAUUUUAGCAAUAAUGAAAAUAAAUUGUUUAAAUCAUA
This is a messenger RNA of Ruditapes philippinarum (Manila clam), 844 nucleotides long. RefSeq lists its product as uncharacterized. The coding region runs from base 51 to 791 and encodes 246 amino acids. The record is from RefSeq and is a predicted model, not a curated record. The transcript is spliced from 3 exons. NCBI's taxonomy places the organism in Eukaryota, Metazoa, Mollusca, Bivalvia, Venerida, Veneridae.